UUGCCCAUCCACGCAUGCAUGCACGCACGUCGUUUCUUUUCGUUGAAUCCACGCCUCCCUCCUGCCUAUCCUCCUGCUCCUUGCAACAUUUCUCUCCGAACACGCUGCAACGAGCCUACCAUGAACAUGAUUUCCUAAGUGUGGCUUUCACCGCUCUUCCUCUUGGUCGAGGGCAUGGGUGCUGGAGCCGAAGGCUCUGUUCCAGAUAUGACCCUGGGUGCCAGCUAUCCGGGUGAGGUUGAACAACCCAUCUCCGAAGUCAAGCUGCCGGAGUCCCUGCAAAAGCUGACUUUUGGCAAGUACUUCAAUCAACCCACGGACGGCAUCUUAUGGCCCAAGUCCCUGAAAGAGAUACGGUUCGACGAAAUCGAACAUUACACCUCUGGGACUGAAGGUGGUUUCAACCAGCCCAUCGCUGGUGUCACGUGGCCUGCCUCCCUCGAAAUUCUGGUCUUUGGCCCAACCUUCAACCAACCCAUCGCGGAUGUCACGUGGCCGGCCUCCCUACGGCAGCUGUCGUUCGGGUACUCCUUUAAGCAGCCCAUCGAAGAAGUCGUGUGGCCGGCUUCCGUGCAACAGCUUUCAUUCGGGAUGCAAUUCAACCAGCCCAUCGUUGGAGCAGUGUGGCCGACCUCGUUGCAGCAGCUAUCGUUCGGGUGAAAAUUCAACCAGCCCAUCGCCGAGGUCGUAUGGCCGGCCUCCCUGCCACAGCUAUCGUUCGGGAAGGAAUUCAACC
Messenger RNA from Ectocarpus siliculosus, 736 nucleotides. Lineage: Eukaryota; Phaeophyceae; Ectocarpales; Ectocarpaceae. The record is from the annotation of a GenBank genome assembly.